ACAGCGCCUCGGCGUCCAGCAGCAUGGAGGUGACGGAGCGCGUUGCGUCCCUGGAGCAGCGGGUGCAGAUCCAGGAGGACGAGAUCCAGCUGUUGAAGUCGGCCUUGGCUGAUGUAGUGAGGAGGCUGAACGCGUCGGAGGAGCAGCAGGCACUACAGACCCGGAAGGGACCCACCAAAGCGCCCUCUGCUGGGAAAGAGAAGCAGAAAGCUCGCCCAUUGGUCCAGGGACUGACAAUGAGGAACGCCGUAAACAGCGAGACCAUCUUACCAAAGAAACCUACUGGCUCUCUCCCUUCUCCUUCGGGGACCCGGAAAGACAUCGUUCCACUAACAUCCAAAAGCAAGUCUGUGCGUCUCGUGAAUACAUGUAAAAUAACUAAAGCCACAUCCAGUAAUGUUAAAAGAACGAACUCUACUGAACGCGUUUCAUCUGGAGGCCGAAGAGAAAGCACUGGUGAUGCCAAAAGUAGCCGGAAUCGUGCUGGAUCUACCAGCAGCUCUACCAGCAGCAAGAAAAACAGUGAAAGCAAACCCAAAGAUCCGGUCUUCAGUGCUGAGGAAGGAUAUGUGAAGAUGUUCCUGAGGGGACGGCCGGUCACCAUGUACAUGCCCAAAGACCAAGUGGAAUCCUAUAACCUGGAGGCCAAGGGGGAGCUCCCGACGUCGCGGCUCAAACUGGAAUGGGUCUACGGCUACCGCGGGCGAGACUGCCGCACCAAUCUGUACCUUUUACCCACCGGAGAAACGGUUUACUUUAUAGCUUCUGUUGUUGUGUUGUAUAAUGUCGAAGAACAGCUGCAGCGCCAUUACACGGGUCACAACGAUGACGUCAAGUGCCUUGCGGUCCAUCCUGAUAAAAUUACCAUAGCAACAGGCCAGGUUGCCGGGACAUCCAAGGAUGGCAAACAAUUACCACCACAUGUCCGUGUUUGGGAUUCUGUGACCCUCAACACGUUGCACGUCAUUGGCAUGGGUUACUUCGAUCGCGCUGUCACCUGUGUGGCGUUCUCCAAAUCGAAUGGCGGAGGAAGCCUGUGUGCGGUGGACGACUCCAAUGACCACGUGCUGUCCAUGUGGGACUGGCAGAAGGAGGAGAAGCUGGCCGAUGUGAAGUGCUCCAAUGAAGCGGUUUUUGUAGCCGACUUCCAUCCGACGGACACAAACAUCAUCGUGACUUGCGGAAAAUCGCACCUCUACUUCUGGACGCUGGAAGGAAGCGCUCUGAUUAAGAAGCAAGGAUUGUUUGAGAAACAAGAAAAACCGAAGUUCGUGUUGUGCGUCACUUUCUCGGAGAAUGGGGACACCAUCACAGGAGACUCCAGCGGGAACCUUCUGGUUUGGGGAAAAGGAACCAAUAGGAUCAGCCAUGCUGUCCAGGGAGCCCACGAGGGCGGGAUCUUCGCGCUGUGCAUGCAGAGAGACGGCACUCUGAUUUCUGGAGGAAAAGACAGAAAACUUCUCUCCUGGGCUGGAAAUUAUCAGAGACUCAGCACAGCGGAGAUCCCGGAACAGUUUGGACCGGUGCGGACGGUGGCCGAGGGGAAAGGGGACGUCGUGUUAAUUGGAACCACAAGAAACUUUGUCCUUCAGGGAACUUUAUCCGGAAACUUCACCACCAUCACCCAGGGCCAUACGGAUGAACUGUGGGGGUUGGGCGCGCAUUCCCAGAAGCCUCAGUUCCUGACCUGUGGCCAUGACAAGCAGAUCAUGUUGUGGGAUUCGGCAAUCCAUCGGCCGGUCUGGAGCAAAGUUCUAGAGGACCCGGCCCAGUCUGCUGGAUUCCAUCCUAACGGGUCUGUUGUAGCGGUUGGGACUCUUACAGGAAGGUGGUUUGUGUUGGACACCGAGACCAAAGAUCUGGUGACGGUUCAUACAGACGGCAACGAGCAGCUUUCCGUCAUGUGCUAUUCACCAGAUGGAAAUUUCCUCGCAAUCGGUUCCCAUGACAACUACAUCUAUAUUUAUGCCGUUAAUGAGAAUGGAAGGAAAUACAGCCGGAUUGGUAAAUGUUCGGGCCAUUCCAGCUUCAUCACCCACCUGGACUGGUCUGUCACCUCCCAGUAUCUGAUGUCCAACUCCGGCGAUUAUGAAAUCCUAUACUGGAUCCCAACAGCCUGCAAGCAAGUGGUCAGUGUGGAAACCACCCGGGAUCUGGAAUGGGCGACCUUCACCUGCACCCUGGGAUUCCAGGUUUUCGGGGUGUGGCCUGAAGGUUCGGACGGAACAGACCUCAAUGCCAUCUGCAGAUCUGGAGAUCGGAAGCUCUUGGCCACGGGGGAUGAUUUUGGAAAAGUCCAUCUCUUCUCGUACCCUUGUUCGCAGUUCCGGGCAUCCAGCCACGCUUAUGGUGGACACAGCAGCCACGUCACGAAUGUGACUUUUCUACACGAGGACAGUCACCUGAUCUCCACCGGAGGGAAAGACAUGAGUAUCAUGCAAUGGCGCCUUCUCUGAGGCCACCUUGGAGAAGAUUCUCACCACCGCUUGCCUUCUCGAGUUUGAUGUGUCGGGACCUCUUAUAAAAGAACUCAGGAACCCAACACCCCCUUCACUGGUCACCUGACCCCCCCCCCCCCCCAACAUCACCUCUCAGAUUUCCAACGGGGGAAGAAUCUAUACCAGUGGUGCCCAACUGUGGGGGCCCUUGGGGCCCUAAUAGGAAAAAAAAGUCUUGUUAAUGUUUUUUUUCUUUUAUUCUAUCCAGUAACACAAAGACGUGAAGGUGGAUCAGAGAAUGGAAUGAGAAGCUGCAAAUGGUUAUAUUGUGCCGCUAGCUAAUUCGGUGCAGUCGUUGUUCACAGGCUUGCAGCGGUCAGGAGGGUGCCCGGCCUUCAUUUGUUAGAGUCGCAUCUCAGAGAAUCAGCAGUUCACUUACAAUUUGAUGAAGAAUAACACUAAAACGAUUUUUCUUUUUUCCGUUGCUCAAUUUUCAUGUCCUACUGGUGUGCCGGCCGGUAUGUAGGAAUCCCCGCAGCCUGGGUGGUUGGCUCACCACUGGUGUAAAGUCUGACGCAUUGCACCCCUGAGCUCGGGACGGUUGGCUUAGCACUGGUGUAAAGUCUCACGCAUUGCACCCCAGAGCUCGGGACGGUUGGCUCACCACUGGUGUAAAGUCUCACUUACAAUUUGAUGAAGAAUAACACUAAAACGAUUUUUAUUUUUUCCGUUACUCAAUUUUCAUGUCCUACUGGUGUGCCGGCCAGUAUGUAGGAACCCCCGGAGCCCGGGUGGUUGGCUCACCACUGGUGUAAAGUCUGACGCAUUGCACCACAGAGCCCGGGACGGUUGGCUUACCACUGGUGUAAAGUCUCACACAUUGCACCCUGAGGUCCGGGGGGGGGUUGGCUCACCACUGGUGUAAAGGCUCGAGCAUUGCACCCUGAGGUCCGGGCGGUUGGCUUACCACUGGUGUAAAGUCUCACGCAUUGCACCCUGAAGUCCGGGCGGUUGGCUCACCACGGGUGUAAAGUCGAACUUACAAAUUGAUGAAGAAUAACACUAAAACGAUUUUUCUUUUUUCCGUUACUCAAUUUUCAUGUCCUACUGGUGUGCCGGCCGGUAUGUAGGAACCCCCGGAGCCCGGGGUGGUUGGCUCACCACUGGUGUAAAGACUCACGCAUUGCACCAUAACUCGAUAAGCUUGAAGGUCUUCUAUCUAGAUGUCACGUCCUCCAUCUAUAACGCACUAUAACCUUUCCUGAACCCUAAUCCCUCUUCCUCUUCUUUCACCGCAGACAGUAUUCAGUCCGGGAUGGGAAGACCCAUCGGUACAUUACAGGCGAUCACCCAUCCUACAAUCGAUCUAUGUCCAUGUUCUAUUGGUGUUGUGUAUCAGUUCCCGGCUUGUAGUGAAUUUCUUGGUCAGUCAUAUCCACAUUGCAGAUCAUAAUAAUAUUCAGAUAUUUGGGCA
Molecule: messenger RNA, 3912 nt
Organism: Rana temporaria (common frog)
Lineage: Eukaryota; Metazoa; Chordata; Amphibia; Anura; Ranidae
Gene: EML1
Product: EMAP like 1
Exons: 23
Coding region: 24-2456 (810 amino acids)
Biological process (GO): microtubule cytoskeleton organization
Cellular component (GO): mitotic spindle
Molecular function (GO): microtubule binding
Source: RefSeq, a predicted model, not a curated record